This is a messenger RNA of Aricia agestis (brown argus), 2903 nucleotides long. RefSeq names its product ATP-dependent RNA helicase DDX24. Gene Ontology annotation, cellular component: nucleolus. The record is from RefSeq and is a predicted model, not a curated record. Gene Ontology annotation, molecular function: ATP binding; RNA helicase activity; nucleic acid binding. The coding region runs from base 95 to 2884 and encodes 929 amino acids. Lineage: Eukaryota; Metazoa; Arthropoda; Insecta; Lepidoptera; Lycaenidae. The transcript is spliced from 14 exons.
UCAAACUCACAUUUUUAUGUUUUGUUUUCAAAAGUGAGGUUAAAUUAAAAAUCUGUCCAUUUGCGAUAAAACCUCGAUAAACUAAUAUUUCAUAAUGUCUAGAAAAAUUGAAAAUUUAAAUUGGCAGUCAGUAGCAUUAGAAGGUCUCCCAAUAACUACUGAUAAGUUUCAAGGGUUUGUAGGUCUUGAGGAAUGUACAAAUUAUGGACUAGACAAAAAUAAAAAAUUAAAGAAGAGAACUAAAGGGGAAAAGCGUAAACUAGAAGAUGUAACCAAUACCGGUGAUUCUAUACCAAGUGUAAAAACAAAAAAACUUAAACUAGCGAACGGUUUUGUGGUGGAAUCAUGCCAAUCUGUUAAACCAUCCCUCAGUAAUGAAAAUAGAAAAAAACCAAACAAAAAGGAUAAGAAGAGUUUAUCUAAAGGUUCAAGUGUCACCAAUAUCAAUGAUAUUAAAAGAAAUGAAAAUCAGCCUAAGGCCAACAAUGGUAAAACAAAUAAAAAUCAGACAAAUAAGAAAGGCAAAGAUACCAAAGUAGUCAAUGGUAGCAGCCCAAAUAAAGUUAAAGCAAAAAAAUUGAAAUUAGGUGAAAAUGCAUUGGAAGACACUUCAAAACUUACUCCAGAAGAUAUGCUUUCUUGGGCCGAGUUUAAGUUGCCAGAUGAAAUAAUGAGAGCAUUGACGGAGCUGGGAUUCACCAAACCUACUAAAAUUCAACAACUUUCUCUACCUGCUGCUAUACAUGGUCGAAGGGAUAUACUUGGUGCAGCAGAAACAGGCAGUGGUAAAACUCUUGCUUUUGGUCUUCCAAUCUUAACUGGGAUUAUGAAAUUAAAGGAGAAGGCAUUGGCCAAAGGCUUAGAUGUCUAUGAAAUACCAUAUAAGAAGUCAUCAGCCAAAAAGGUAGAAGUAAAACCUGUAGAAAUAAAAAAGGGUAAAAAAGCAAGGAACAAAAAGCCUAAAAAGGUAUUGAAAGAGCCAUCUGAAGAUGGCUACAGUAGUGGAGAUAGUAAUGAGAAUGAAGGAGAGGAAAAUGGUGUAGGUUUAAAUGAAGGUAGUAAAGAAAAGUUUCUAGAAGAAUAUGAUGUACCUUUGAGAAAGAAAAAGGACUCAGAAGAUGAAGGGAAUGAUAGUGAUGAUGAAAAUUACACUCAUUUGUCAGAUAUGUUGAAUUCAGAUGAUGAAGAUGAUUCUGAAAAUGAUGAAGAUGCUGAAGGGGAUGAUGUUGCUGAAGAUGAUGAUGUUUCCGAAGAUGAUGAUGAAGAGGAUGCUGCUAAUGAUGAUGCAUCUAGUGAUGAAGAUCUGGCGAUUGAUGAUGAAUUCGAUGGCAAUGAAACAGAGGGCAUAGAUGAAGUUGAUGAUAUUGAAGAAGGUAUUGGUUGUGUGAGAGUGGAAGAUAACAUUGAGUUGCCGGGCCAUGUCAUGGUGAAGACUGGGAAACCACUCUAUGCACUCAUACUCACUCCAACCAGGGAACUUGCCAUACAGGUCAGCAGACAUCUGAUAGCUGUUGCUAAAUAUACAGGUAUUCGUGUAGCGACGAUAGUGGGUGGCAUGGCUGCGGUGAAGCAGGAGAGGGUGCUGCGCAGCGGGCCCGAGGUGGUGGUGGCGACUCCGGGCCGGCUGUGGGAGCUCCUCAACCAGGGGGAGACCCAUCUGCAGCAGCUGGCCGCUGUCAAAUUCCUGGCUAUCGACGAAACCGACCGCAUGGUGGAGCGCGGCCAUUUCGAAGAGCUGGAGCCACUGCUGGAGAGGCUCAACUAUGACGAAACGCACCGCAGCGCGCGACAGAACUUCGUCUUCUCUGCUACACUCACUAUGGUGCAUGAUUUGCCCAGCCACAUGAAGGGCAAGAAGGUUACAAAGAGGGGCAAAAUUUUAAACAGAAAAGUGGAGAAGAUGACUCCACAGCAGAAGAUUAAGAAACUGGUGAACAUGAUCGGCAUGACUGAUCCCAAAGUUGUCGACAUCACGGCACAGAACUUCGGUACGGCGGAAACGCUAACGGAGUGCAAGAUAGCGUGCUCGCUGGAGCACAAGGACGCUUACCUGUACUAUAUCCUGCAGCGCCAUCCCGGACGGACCAUCGUCUUCUGUAACUCCAUCGGCAGUGUCAGGAGGCUGGCCCAGCUUUUCGGUAUCCUGAAAUGUAACCCGCUGCCUCUACACGCCAGCAUGCCGCAGCGGCAGAGACUCAAGAAUCUCGAAAGGUUCCGUGACGACCCGCGCGGCGUGCUGGUGGCGACGGACGUGGCCGCGCGCGGUCUCGACAUACCGGACGUAGAUCACGUCGUGCACUACCAAGUGCCUAAGACCGCUGAGAACUACGUGCACCGCAGCGGGCGGACGGCGCGCGCCAACAAGGAGGGACUCACCAUACUCAUGAUGGAGCCCGCCGAAGCCUACUCCUAUUCCAAACUCUGCAGAACACUCAACAAAGCAUCAGAGAUACCCACAUUCCCGGUGCAGCUGCACAGCAUAGCGCCGCUCAAGGAGUUAGUGGCGGUCGCGCGGGAGCUGGACGCACUCAUGCUGCGCAAGCGCCGCGCGACACAGGCGCAGGGCUGGCGGGAGAAGGCCGCCAAGGAGCUGGACAUGAUCAUCGAUGAGGACGACAUUCCAACGACGAAGAUGGAUCCCGGUAUAGACAAAGCUCUGAACGCUAAGAGAAGGCAGUUGGAGUCGAUACUCUCGCGGCCUCUGUUCCCCAAGGGAUUCUCAUUUAAAUAUCCUACAUUAAAUGAUCCCUCAGCGCUUAAAGUCACUGAAGAAAAUGCGCUACAGGUUAUGAAGAGAGCGCUCGAAACAGGCGAAUUGAAGAGGGAAAAGAGAAAAAGCAAAAAUCAACCACUGUUGCAGUUAGAGAAAAUGUUAAAGAAAUAAACGUUUAUUUAUUUUAUUA